Messenger RNA from Gigantopelta aegis, 1716 nucleotides. Its product is annotated as malate dehydrogenase, cytoplasmic-like. The record is from RefSeq and is a predicted model, not a curated record. Bases 178 to 1233 code for a protein of 351 amino acids. Gene Ontology annotation, molecular function: L-malate dehydrogenase (NAD+) activity. NCBI's taxonomy places the organism in Eukaryota, Metazoa, Mollusca, Gastropoda, Neomphalida, Peltospiridae. The transcript is spliced from 9 exons. Gene Ontology annotation, cellular component: cytosol; mitochondrion. Gene Ontology annotation, biological process: malate metabolic process; oxaloacetate metabolic process; tricarboxylic acid cycle.
AUUUGAUCACUUUGGUUUGAGAAUCGGAAUUCAGUGCUUGAAAUUGUAUGUCGGUGACACGCACACAUACUUUUAUUACACUAUAUUACACAGAUAAAAUAAGCAACUGAAACGUAAGGAAGAGCUGCAAGGAUGUUUUAUUUCUAGAAUUUUGAGUUCGUCUCCUUUUUAGCAAAAAUGGGAUGUGGAGCAAGUUCAGUUAAUCUGUGGGAUAAGGUAUCACCAUUAAAAGUCUUAAUAACAGAAGCUGCAAGUCAAGUUGCCUAUUUAUUGGUGCUUGCUAUUGCAAAGGGAGAUGUGUUUGGUCAAGACAAGCCAAUCAGCCUUUUUCUCAUGGACAUUCCGUCCACAAUGGAUGUUGUAAAAGGUGUUGUUCUUGAGCUGUUGGAUUGCGUUCUGCCACUACUUAAGAGAAUAACAGCAACAUCCGAUGCGUCUGUGGCCUUUAAGGACAUUGACUUUGCUCUACUUGUUUGUGACAGGCCCUUCAGAGCAGGUUUGGGAAGGAAAGACCUGAUAUACAUUAAUGUUCCUAUCUUUAUGGAGCAUGGCGCUGCUCUUAACCAUUAUUCCAAGAAACGUGUCAAGGUUGUUGUUGUUGGAACUGUAGCCAACACCAUGGCAUGGGUUACAUCCAAAUAUGCACCUUCCAUUCCCAAGCAGAAUUUCUCUUCUGUAACAAGACUGGGUCAGAACAGAGCUCAGUCAUUGAUUGCCAGACAUCUUCGCAUACCACCCACUGCUGUAACAAAAGUAAUCAUAUGGGGAAACAACUCCACAACACAGUUUCCAGACGUCCGACUUGCAAAAGCAGUUAUCAAUGGUCGGUUGGUUGAAGUUCCACGUGCCUUAGAUGCCAGUUAUCUCAAACAGGACUUUAUUACGAAUGUCCAGCAACGGACACAAGAAAUACUACAGUUAAGAAAACUGACAAGUGCACUGUCUGUUGCUAAUGCAACGUGUGACCACAUGCGGGACUGGUAUUUUGGGACAGGGGAUUCCUGGGUCUCCAUGGCGGUCAUUUCGGACAACAAUCCAUAUGGUGUCCCUGAUGACAUAGUAUACAGUUUUCCUCUAGUGAUAAAAGAUGGAAGAUGGCAGUUUGUUGAUGUGAAAAACAUUACAGAAUUUCAAGAUGAACACAUGCUUGCAUCUACCCACGAACUUAUGAAGGAGAAAAAAGUGGCACUGGCAGCCUUUACACAUGACCAUAUUCCGAGUGAUGACACUUGAAGAACUGCAUUCUUUUAGGUCAAACAGUGGCAGAUGUGCUUGGGUUAUUUUUCCAAUAAUUGGAAAAAGGAACAAAUUGGAGAUGAAAACUUGUAGAAUUCCAGAUUUUAGUGCCACCCAAAAGCUCUCUUAUACUUUCAGGAAACGUUUUUCACCUUUGGACACUUCAGAACAAAGAGUUUCGGUACAUUUGACCAUGUGCACCCUUACAACAGUGAAGCCUUCCUGUAUGUUGGUUAUGUCUUAUUUGGUUUUUGGUCAUUUCAGUGUGAACAUUUUUAACCAACUGGCCUUAGUAGUCAUGCAGAAUUUAAUGACGACACCUGGGGUUUAAGAGCAUUGGUUACUCUCAAGUGUGUGAAAGCUGCUAUUUGCUGUUCAAUUAACCAAAUUAUUACUUACAUAAAGCAAAUACUUCACAAAUCCUGUAAUCAUGUCAGCAAAGUACUUAAAUGUUUCGCGUUAUUAAAAAUAUUUUUCUCA